Molecule: messenger RNA, 3594 nt
Organism: Dictyostelium discoideum AX4
Lineage: Eukaryota; Evosea; Eumycetozoa; Dictyosteliales; Dictyosteliaceae
Exons: 1
Coding region: 1-3594 (1197 amino acids)
Source: RefSeq, a predicted model, not a curated record
AUGUGUAGUAAUAAUAAUAAUAAUAAUAAUUUUGAAUUAUUAUUUUGGAAAGUUAUUCAUAAUAAAUUCCUAUUCAAAUAUAUAUUUAAUAAAAUCCAUUCAUCAGAAAAUUUUGAAUAUGAAGAUUAUAGAAAAAUUGAUAUAGAUAAUAGAAUUAAAUUCAAAUAUAUAAUUUCAUUAGAAUGGAUGAUUAAUAAAAAGAAAUAUUCUUUAUUAAAAAUUAAAUUGGAAUCAAAUGAAUUUAUUGAAAUUUCAAAAAAUGGUUUAAUUCUAUUAUUAGAUGAAAUUUCAAAUAAUAAUAAAAAUAAUAAUAAUAAUAAUAAUAAUAAUAAUAAUAAUAAUAAUAAUAAUAAUAAUAAUAAUAAUAAUAAUAAUAAUAAUAAUAAUAAUAAUAAUAAUAGUGAAAUAUUAAAUGAAAUAUUAUUUUUAAUUUUAAAAUGCAAUAAUAAUAAUAAUAAUAAUAAUAAUAAUAAUAAUAAUAAUAAUAAUAAUAAUAAUAAUAAUAAUAAUAAUAAUAAUAAUAAUAAUAAUAAUAAUAAUAAUAAUAAUAAUAAUAAUAAUAAUAAUAUUCAAGAUAAUCAAAAUAAUCAAAAUAAUAAUUUAAAAUUUGAAAAUGAUAUUGAUUUAUUAGAAUUAUCAAUUGAAAAUGAUAAUAUUGAAAUGUUUAAAUUUUUAAUCAAAGAAAAAAAUGAAGAAAUGAAAUUAAAAUUAUUAAAAAGUAUUAUUAAAACAUGUAAAAAUUGUAAUUUAAUAAAGGAAUUAUUUAAAUCAUUUGAAGAGUGUAAUGUUGAUCAAUUCAAUUUACCAAUACCAGAUUUAAUUCAAUUAGCAUCAUUCAAUAAGAAUUGUUCAAAUGAAUUAUUAAUAUUAAUAAUUGAAAUGUUUACAGACAAAAUACCAAAUAAUAAUAUCAAUGAUAAUGAAAUUGAAAUUAGUUUUAAACAAUUACUAAAUUUAAAUAAUUCAUCAAUUAAAACAAUGAAAUUAUUAAUGGACUUAAAUUACAUUUCAAAUUCAAAUGACUCUUUUGAUUAUUUUAAUAGUACUAUUAAUUUAUUUGAUAAGAAUAAAUCAAUUGAAAGAUUAAUAAUUGAAUGUGAAGCAUUUUUUAAAUAUUGUAUUUUCAUUGAUAAUAAAAGUGAAAAUAUUGAUCAACUUUUUAAUUUAAUUAAAAAUUUAAAUGAAAUUUAUAAUUUAUGGUUAACAACAUCAUCAUCAUCAUCAUCAUCAUCAUCAUCAUCAUCAUCAUCAUCAUCAUCAUCAUCAUCAUCAUCAUCAUCAUCAUCAUCAUCAUCAUCAUCAUCAUCAUCAUCAUCAUCAUCAAAUAAUAAUAAUAAUGAAAAAGAAAUUAGAAAGAAAAUCCAUUUAUUAUUCAUUUCAAAAAAUAAAAGUUAUAGUGUAAUUCAUGAUUUUAAACAAUAUUAUCAAGAUGAAUUAACAGAUAUUAAUGAUAUAAUUAUGAUAGUAAAUAAUGAUGAUUUAAAAGUUAAAUUAUUAAAAGAAAAUCAAAAAUCACUUAAAAAUUUAAAUGAAGAUACAAAAAAGAAAUUAUAUAAUUCAAUUCUAUCAUUAAAUUCUGAAAAACUUUAUAAAGAAGCUUUAGAACUUUGUGAACCAUAUCUUUCAAAACCUGAUGAAAAAAAUAAUAACAAUAAUAAUUCAAUUUUCAAAAAAUUAAUUUCAAAGAAACAUAAUGGUUUAAAUUGUAUUGUUGAAAAUCAUGGAAAUAUUAAUAAUACCAAUAAUAAUAAUAAUAAUAAUAACAAUAAUACCAAUAAUAAUAAUAAUAAUAAUACCAAUAAUAUAAAUAAUAAUUUUAAUAAUCUUAUAGAAAAUUUUGAAUUCCCAAAGAAAUGGAAUCCAUUAUUAAGUAAAAUGAUAAAGAAUGAUAUUAAUGAUUCAUAUGAUUUAAUUGAAAUUAAUUCAAUUGAUGAUAUUGAUUGGAUAGCAAAUGAAACGUCGAAUGGUGUAGUUCAAAGGUUAUUUAAUUAUCUAUUUGAUAAUAUUAAAUUUGAAUUUAAAUCUAUAAUCAUUUUAAAUUAUACUGUAAAUCAUAAUAAAUUAUCAAAAGGGUAUGACGAUGAUUAUGAAGAUGGUGGUUAUUACUAUGAAAGACGAUUUUUUUAUAGUACAAAUUACUUAAUUGUACCGUUUUUAGAAGCAAUUCAAAACGGAUACACUUUAGAAUUAAAAGAGAUUUGUAGUUAUAAUGCAAAUAAGUAUCAUUUUAAAUUCACUAUUGAAACUAAUCAAUUACCAUUAAGAAUGAAAGGAUCAUUACAAAUGCCAAAUGAUUAUGAAAGAGUAUCGAGAAUUUUAAAAUUUGAAAAAGAAAUUUCAGAAAUCCUCUCAAGUGAAUUAAAUAAACAAUUCAUUCUUGGUGUCUUAAAAGUAAUUCCAAAUGCAAAAUUAACAUCACCAUUACUAUUUGAUAGUAAUUUCAAAACUGAUUCAUUCAAAUAUAAUAAUUUAACCUUUAUUAGAUUUUUAUUAAAUUCAUUUCAAGCUAAUAUUCAUGCAACAAUUUCAAAUAUUUAUGAUAAUCAUUAUAGAAAUAUAACUGAAAGAAUUGAUACUACUACCAAUAUUAAUUGUAAUGAUCCCAAUAAUAAUAAUAAUAAUAAUAAUAAUAUUAAUUUAGAAGAUAUUUUAUCAUUACUUGAAUAUUCAAUUUUAAAAUAUAAUAUUUGUUACUCUCAAAAUAAUAUUUUUCAAUUAUUAUUUUUUAAUAAUUCAAUUAAUCAUUUAUAUAAAAUGGUACUUAAAGUUAAAGGAAUAACAUCAAAACAAGUAAUAGAAAUUUAUAAUAUGAUAUUUAGAAAAUGUGAAAAAGUUGGAAUUAUUCAACAUGAUUUUAUAAAUGCAAUUUAUUAUCUUUGUAUUAGAUCACCAAUAUUUGAAAAAUAUUUACAAAACAAAUCCAAUUUAUCUUUAAAUAGAUACACAAACUUUUUAUACUACAGAAAAUGUUAUUAUGAUGAUAACAAUUUUAAUAAUGGUGAUGGUGAUGGUGGUGGUGGUGGUGGUGUAAAUAUUCAUGAAAAUAAAUGUUAUUUUAAUGCAAACAAAUUCACAAUUGAAAAGGUAUUAGGUGAAACUCAACUCUAUAAUCAUCUUUUAAAUAAAAAUCAACAAGAAAAGCAAAACCCUACUACUAUACAACCAAUUGAAAAAUUAUUAGAGAAAUUAAUAAAUCAAUUCUCUCAUCACAGUAUAAAUAAACCAAUUAGUGAAGUUAAUCAAUUGGAUAAUUUAAUCGAAAGUGAUUUAUUAUUUUGUUGUGAUACUAGAAAUAUUAAAUUAUUUUUCAAACAAUUGGAUUUCAUUAUUGAAAAUCCACAAAUUAAAUUCCAUAUUGCAUCAUAUGAUAAUUUACUAUUAAAAAUCAUUAAACUUUUAGAAAAUGAUUUUGAUUUAUUAUUAAAAUUUAUUGAUAAAUCAACUCAAAUCCAACAAACAAUUGAAUUAAAAUCCAGAAUGUCUUUAUCAUAUGCACUACUAUCGAUUAGUAAAAAAUUCCAAAGAUUAGAAGUUUAUGACUUUUUUCAACAAACUUUUAAUUCUCAAAAAAAAAUAGAAAUAAAAAGAAAAUAA